UGUAAGCGGCGCGAGCCGACCCAAACAAGAGGCGCUGUUGACAACUCCUCAACACGACACCAACGACGGCAAAUAAAAGUUCUAGCUGACUGUACAUGUUCUCUGCUGACAAUGUCUGCCCUCUGCUGACAAUGUCUGCCCUCUACUGACAAUGCCUGUCCUCUACUGACAACAGCUGUCCUUUGCCGACUACAUCUGUCUUUACUGACUGUAUCUGUCGUUUGCUGGACCAUAGCUGUCGUCUGCUGACAUCUGGUCUCUGUUGAGCACCGCUGCCCUGUGCUGCCCACAGAUGUCUUGUUUAUAACUGACCUCCGAUGUCUCCAGUCAUCUUCCUCUUGCCCAUAGCUGUCGUCUGCUAACGUCGGCUGGAGUUGAUUCAGAACGGCAGGCCUCACCCCAGUACCUGAAAGAGGCACCCACCAGUACCCGAAGAAGGCACUCACCAGUACUUGAAGGAGGCACCUGAAGGAGGCACCCACCAGUACCUGAAGGAGGCACCCACCAGUACCUGAAGGAGGCACCCACCAGUACCUGUAGCAGGCACCUACCAGUACCUGAAGGAGGCACCCACCAGUACCUGAAGGAGGCACCCACCAGUACCUGUAGCAGGCACCUACCAGUACCUGAAGGAGGCACCCACCAGUACCUGAAGGAGGCACCCACCAGUACCUGUAGCAGGCACCUACCAGUACCUGAAGGAGGCACCCACCAGUACCUGUAGGAGGCACCCACCAGUACCUGAAGGAGGCACCCACCAGUACCUGUAGCAGGCACCUACCAGUACCUGAAGGAGGCACCUACCAGUACCUGAAGGAGGCACCCAUCAGUAUCUGUAGCAGGCACCUACCAGUACCUGAAGGAGGCACCCACCAACACUGCUGUCAUCAGUAGGAGAGGGUCGCUCCACUACACUGCGCCUACAAGAAGUACGAGUCGAUGAUGGGAGGAGGUAGUGUGUGUGUCGACGUGAUGGGCACGUGAAGAACUAGAGGCAGUGAACAAGAGGAGCUCUACAGUGUAGUGCAGCAGUGGCAGAUGUGUGCAGUAUAGUAGUAUCUGGAAGAACAUAUUGGUGUGGUCUUGAACAUUUUGACACCUGGGUUAAUGGUUCCAUAAGACUGCAGGCAGUUUCUGCACAAUAUUUUCCUCCAAAAAGGCACUACAAGUAUUGGUGAUGCGUCGCGCUUCUGGAUUACCCUUCUGCAGGAGGCCACUUCGUAAUACUAUCUAUGUUUUGUCCUGUGUUGGGGCAUUUAUGCUUGGAAGUUUGUCGACUUUAAUGACAGUUGAUCCAAUGAGGUGUGAUAUUCAUCAGUGUACAGAAAAAAUCAAACACAUAGAUGUAGAAGAUUCAAACCGUUGGCUUGGCAUGUGGGGCCAUCAAAACGCAGGAUCUGAAAAGAGUGUUUUCCUUGUCAUUGUCUUGUUAAGUGCCCCAGUUAACGUAGAGCAGAGAAAUGUGAUCAGGCAGACAUGGCUUAGUGAAGAAAAGUCAGACACGCUUCAUUUAUUUGUUCUGGGUGUCAAUAGCUUAAAUGAAGACCUCAACACAACUAUUCAAUCUGAACAAAAAAGAUUUGGAGACUUACUGUUGUUAAAUAAUGUUAUUGAUUCCUAUCAAGCUCUAACUAAGAAGCUUUUGGCUUCUUUUGUACAUGUACAUUAUAAUGUUAAGUUUAGAUUCCUGCUGAAAUGUGAUGAUGAUACAUAUGUUCAGGUUUCACAGCUUCACAAGGAACUAAAGAGUGUGCCAUAUAAGCAGCGUUUAUAUUGGGGAUUUUUUGAUGGACGUGCAACUCCUAAAAAAAGUGGUCCUUGGAAAGAGGCAGAUUGGGUGUUGUGUGAUAGAUAUUUACCAUAUGCAUUAGGGGGUGGAUACGUUUUGUCGUCUGAUGUUGUCACAUUUGUUGCAACAAAUUCAAAGUAUUUGAAACUCUACAGAAAUGAGGAUGUUUCUCUUGGAACUUGGCUAGCUCCUUUAGACCUGCAUAGAGUACACGAUACCAGGUUUGAUACAGAAUAUAAAUCUCGGGGCUGCAAUAAUGAAUACCUGGUUACUCACAAGCAGAGUACUCUGCAUAUGCGUGAAAAAUAUAAUUCCCUAAAGGCCACUAGCCUACUUUGUCGUGAACAGUUCCAAGUUCAUAAGUCAUAUAAAUAUAACUGGAAUGUGCCUCCUUCACAGUGCUGUAUUAGAAAUGAUUCUUCAAUCCCAUAAAAAUAUUAAUCUUU
Messenger RNA from Procambarus clarkii (red swamp crayfish), 2235 nucleotides. Its product is annotated as beta-1,3-galactosyltransferase 6. The record is from RefSeq and is a predicted model, not a curated record. Gene Ontology annotation, cellular component: Golgi membrane. Gene Ontology annotation, molecular function: UDP-galactosyltransferase activity. Lineage: Eukaryota; Metazoa; Arthropoda; Malacostraca; Decapoda; Cambaridae. Gene Ontology annotation, biological process: glycosaminoglycan biosynthetic process.